Messenger RNA from Rotaria socialis, 1020 nucleotides. Lineage: Eukaryota; Metazoa; Rotifera; Eurotatoria; Philodinida; Philodinidae. The record is from the annotation of a GenBank genome assembly.
AUGUCAACUCUCACCGAGCCUCCUCGUGCAACAACAGUAACGAAAACCAAAGACGAGAUCUUGUGUGAAACUUGUGGAGAUCAACUAGAACCCGAUCACCCUGGUAUACAAUGCGUUCAAGGGCAUCAUUAUUGCACCGAGUGUUCAGCUAAUAUUGUCCGACUGUUUUUUUCUGAACCAGAACAGAAUAUACCUUUACGUUGUCAAAAAUGUUGUAUCGAGUUAAUACCGAAUGUAUUUGAACGACAAUUAACAGAAGAACAACUUGGAAUUUAUAUUAAUCAUAUAUUGGUAUUUUCACUUGCGAAGGGAUUUCUUCGUGGAGACGAACGGUUAGACCAUUGUCCAUUUUGUACAAAUGCUGUUAUACGAAAUAUUCAUGCUGCACAUAUAUUCUAUUGUGAUCAUCCAGAGUGUGGUAAAGUAUCCUGUUUAAUAUGUCGAAAAGCUUGUCCAAAAAUUGAAGAUGACUAUGCUAUGGAUGAAGAAAUCGCUGAAAUGGAAAAACAUUUUAAAUGUGCUGAAUUAGCUGACGAUAAACAUGAACUUGAUCGAUAUGUUGAAUUAGGUCAAAAAGUGCCUUGUCCAACUUGUGGUUUAGCCGGUAUGAAAGAUGAUGCUUGUACACAUAUGACUUGUCCGAAAUGUUCACAAUUGUGGUGCUAUUUUUGUGGUAAAAAAGUGGAAGAUUGUGAAAGAGCACGAGACAGUAACAAUGGAAUUUUCGAUCAUAAUCAUAAUUGGGAGCGUAAUCCUAAGCGAUGUCCGAUGUAUUUAACUCAAUUAAGCGAAUUGGAUAAUCGAUGGCCUGAGGAUGAGUUUGAAUGUUUAGCUAUGUUUCACCGUAACAGAUCGUUACGUUUGUUACGGGAAGCGUUUGAGAAACUCGGUGAAGAACGUAUUAAACAGGUGGACGAUCAUUUUAAUACAAUUACUACAUGUGGUUUUUCAUUCAAAGAAAUUCUUGAGGAGGAUCUCACUUUAAUUAAAUAUCCAGAUAUUGAUAAAACUAGACUGUAA